Messenger RNA from Heteronotia binoei (common prickly gecko), 2381 nucleotides. It is a transcript of the gene MASP1, whose product is annotated as MBL associated serine protease 1. The record is from RefSeq and is a predicted model, not a curated record. The coding region runs from base 64 to 2373 and encodes 769 amino acids. Gene Ontology annotation, molecular function: serine-type endopeptidase activity; calcium ion binding. The transcript has 14 exons. Gene Ontology annotation, cellular component: extracellular region; blood microparticle. Lineage: Eukaryota; Metazoa; Chordata; Lepidosauria; Squamata; Gekkonidae. Gene Ontology annotation, biological process: complement activation; zymogen activation.
UUUCUGAUCUGGGCCCUGAGCAUCCUUCACCUUGUCAGAGCGGAGGCCAUCGAGCUGACCGACAUGUUCGGUGAGAUCCAGUCCCCCAGCUUCCCGGACUCCUACCCCAGCGAUUCCGAAGUGACGUGGAACAUCUCGGUACCGGAGGGCUUCCGGAUCAAGCUUUACUUCAUGCACUUCGACCUGGAAUCCUCCUACCUUUGCGAAUACGACUACGUGAAGGUUGAGUCCGAAGACCAAGUCUUGGCCACGUUUUGUGGGAGAGAGGCCACGGACACUGAGCAGACCCCGGGCCAGCAAGCCGUCAUGUCUCCCGGUUCGUACAUGAGCCUCACGUUCCGGUCGGACUUUUCCAAUGAAGAACGCUUCACAGGCUUCGAUGCCCAUUACACGGCAGUCGAUGUCGAUGAGUGCCUGGAGAAGAGCGACGAGGAGCUCGCCUGUGACCACCACUGCCACAACUAUAUCGGCGGCUACUACUGCUCCUGCAGGUUUGGCUACCUCCUCCACUCGGACAACAGGACAUGCAAAGUGGAAUGCAGUGACAACCUCUUCACCCAGAGGAACGGAGCGAUCAGCAGCCCGGACUUUCCCAGCCCCUAUCCCAAGAGCUCCGACUGCUUAUACCGCAUUGAGCUGGAAGAAGGGUUCUUCAUCACCCUGCAGUUCGAAGACAACUUUGACAUCGAGGACCACCCGGAGGUCUCCUGUCCCUACGAUUAUAUAAAGGUGAGCGCAGUGUGCCGGCGUUGUUCAUUCCCCAUGGCAAUAAGCGCAACUCGUUCCAAUGAAAACGUCCAGACAGUCUUCCCUUCCUGCCUCAGCCCGGCUGGCUGGGGGCUCUUCCGCGACCUGGUGGUGGAGCGGCGGCUGUCCCCGGAGGAAGGGAAGCACGCGUGUGGGCCUCUUCUGCGGCGGCCCUUUGCUUUUGCAGGCGCUGCACAGACAGAGAGCAGUGGGCGGGUCUUUGCCUGCAGCCGCUUGCCCAGCCGUGUUCUCCCUGCCCCCCCUCCGGGGCCAGUGGCAGGCCCAGCCAGGUGGGCGUCUGGCCAGGGAGGCGGGGCGAAGGAAGGCUGCCUUCCUACGGGCCUCUCCACGAUCCGAGCUGCCCUCUCGCUUGGAAGCCGCCUGGGCCUCGCCAGCCCUUGCAGCCGGCCGUCUGCAGGUGGCGGAGGCGUGGGCACGAGGAACGCGCCAUCUGCUUGGCCCACUGUCGAGAGCUGUCGGCUCCGUUCAGCUGGCAAAGCGCGGCCGUCCCUCGAAGGAGAGCCUGGGGCCUUCUCAGAACGAGAGCCGUUCUCCACCUCCUCCCCCAGCUCCGUGACACGCUGGGGUCCAUCUGUUCCUCUUGGCUGCGGAUCUCCAGUGGCCGACUGCAAGCAGCCACCUGCGCUGGACCACGGUUUUGUCACCUUCUCCACACCAGACAACCUGACCACCUACCAGUCGGGGAUCCAGUAUUCCUGCCAGCAGCCUUACUACCAGAUGGCGCCCAACGUCACAGGAAUCUACAGCUGCGACGCCAAAGGGGUCUGGAUCAGUGAGGAACUGGGGACGGAUCUGCCAUCUUGUCAGCCAGUCUGUGGGAAGCCGAGGUUCUCCAGAAGCCUGCUGGCCCGUAUUGCGAACGGCCGCUACGCCCAACGGGGGAUUUCUCCCUGGAUUGCCAUGCUGCACAAGAAUGGGCGCCCCUUCUGUGGCGGAUCCCUUUUAGGCAACAGGUGGAUCGUGACCGCUGCUCACUGCCUCCACAGUGACCUGGAUCCAGAGAACCCUGUUCUCCGAAGCUCAGAUGUGAUCAGCCCAUCACUGUUCACAGUCAUCCUGGGGAAGCACCGGACCCAAAGGCCAGACGACACAGAGCAGCAUCUCCCACCCAAGUCCCUCGUCCUCCACCCGUCUUACCGGGCGGCCACCCUGGAGAACGACAUCGGCUUGGUGGAGCUGUCUGAGGAGGCCGCGCUGAAUGACUUCGUCAUGCCUGUUUGCAUUCCGGAGGGCCCCCCACCAAAAAAUGCCAUGGUUAUUGUCAGCGGAUGGGGAAAGCAGUUCCUGCAACGUCUCCCGGAUUCCUUGACGGAGAUUGAGAUCCCGCUGACAGAUCACGCCGUGUGCCAGGAAGCCUACGCCAGGCUUCAGAAGGUCAUCACAGAAGAUAUGAUCUGUGCUGGAGAAAGGCAAGGAGGAAAAGACGCUUGCAGCGGAGACUCAGGGGGUCCCAUGGUCACUGUGAACAACCAAACCGGCGCGUGGCAGCUGAUCGGCACUGUGUCUUGGGGCGACGGGUGCGGCCUGGGCGACCGCUAUGGGGUGUAUUCCAAUGUGUUCUCAAGUCUGCCGUGGAUUAAGCAGGUGACUGGAGAGGAAUACUGAAUGCCGAG